AUGCCCCCGCCCGACCCGGCCCUUCAGAUACCGGCCAUGGCGUCACCGAUAGGCUUCACAACGUCUCUUCGACGAUCGAAUCCUCAGUUCACCAGCAGCCCUGAUCUGGACGUUGGUGCAGACGUGCGCUCACAGCUGGUAGCGACCGCUGGGAAUCCAACCCCCGAUGCGAUGGCUGAGAUCACCGCUGCCACGGGCUCCGCCGGCAAAGGCAUCCUCAUCGGCAUCCUCUCAGCCUUUGGCUCCGCCGGCGUCGCUAUCCUGGUGCUUGCCAUCUUUUUGUUUUUCAAAUAUACCCGUCGCGGUCGAAUUUUGCUGGAUCGUAUAGGACGGCCUGGUGAAUUUGAUGAUGAACAAGCCUUUGCCCGGGAGGAGGCGGAAGCCUUGGAGAUUAUGGACGAUCUAACUCGGGCGGAGUAUCUGCGAGCCAAAGCGUUCAUUCAAGCAAACCCACCGGAAACAAUGCAGACCGAUAUCUCGUUAUCGCAGUUUCUCGCCAUUCAGGAGAAGGGUGUCUCGGCUUGGGAAUUCGAGCCCGAGUUGGAAAUCGCAAAUUGCUUUGUCGAAGGCCGUACAGAAAUUGAGUUCUUCGACUCUGAGUGCAGCGUUCAAACCAAUCUACCCGUUCCAAAACAAAACGAUGUAUAUUACUGGGAAGCAAAGAUCUACGAUAAACCGGAAUCUACUCUGCUGAGCAUUGGAAUGACGACGAAACCUUAUCCUCUAUUUCGGCUACCAGGAUUCCACAAAAUGUCUGUUGCAUAUCUCUCAACUGGCCAGCGAAGAUACAACCAACCCUUCAGGGCGCCUAACUACGGCCCGGAGUACACCCAAGGUGACGUUAUUGGUGUUGGAUACCGACCUCGUUCUGGGACUCUAUUUUUCACUCGUAACGGGAAAAAGCUAGAUGACGUGGUGCAUGGACUGAAAACGCCGAAUUUCUUUCCCACUGUUGGCGCCAAUGGACCAUGCACGGUGCACGUUAAUUUUGGGCAGAUGGGCUUCGUUUUCAUCGAAGCCAACGUUAAGAAAUGGGGGUUGGCUCCCAUGACCGGGAGUCUCGCGCCUCCGCCGCCGUAUGGCAGUGAACAAGGAAGCAUACUGCUCGAGUCUGGCCGUGAAAGUGCGGCUCCGGCUGCUCGCGGUUAUUUAGAUGCCGGAUAUCGAGGGACUCGUAUGCACGCGCCCACCAGCCCAGGUCCGAUCCGAUCACCCACAGACAUAUCUCUCGCCCAGCUGGCGCACAUACCAUCACACGAAGAUAUCGGUGAGGGGUCUAGUCGAGUGAACGUCGCGAGCCCGCCUCCCGAAUAUUCCAGUCCGAACUCGAGCCGGCGCAACAGCGAAGAUUCAGAUGGCGAUAGGAGUUCUCUCCACCCACCUGGGUACCACGCUGUCGUGACGGACGAAGAGGACUUAUGA
This is a messenger RNA of Talaromyces proteolyticus, 1422 nucleotides long. RefSeq names its product putative endosomal SPRY domain protein. The transcript is spliced from 3 exons. Gene Ontology annotation, molecular function: protein binding. Lineage: Eukaryota; Fungi; Ascomycota; Eurotiomycetes; Eurotiales; Trichocomaceae. The record is from RefSeq and is a predicted model, not a curated record. Bases 1 to 1422 code for a protein of 473 amino acids.